CACUCCACACUUCCACCACCUCACAAGUUCUUCUGUUCUCUUUCAGUGACUCUCUAUUUCAAGUUUCACCAUUCCCUUUCUCUUUCAAGUUUCAUCACUCUCUUUCUCUCUCAAGAUCAUCACCCUUUUGUUUUACUCCAUUUUUGAGCUGCCCAUCAUCAGAAAACCGCUUUCUUUAUACGUCAAAAAUACCCCAAAAUGUCGUCAGAAUACUACACUAACUUCCUUCCUCAAACUGGGUACUCCUCAUCAGUGUUCACCUUUGAGCUUUUCCUCUUUGCCAGUCUCUUCGUUGCCAUCUUUGCUUUUGGGGUCUUCCCAGGAGGGCUUGCUUGGGCUCUUUCGAAAGCAAAAGCUCGGUCUAAGACAGCAAUUCCCGGACCUUCUGGCCUACCACUUCUGGGCCUAGUCUUUGCUUUCACUGGUUCUCUGACUCACAGAGUUCUCGCUAAGCUCUCUCAAAGCUUCAAGGCCGCACAGUUGAUGGCGUUCUCUAUUGGGCUCACUCGUUUUAUCAUUUCGACCAACCCCGAGACUGCCAAAGAAAUUUUGAGUAGCUCUGCUUUUGCUGAUAGGCCUGUGAAAGAGUCUGCAUAUGAGCUUCUGUUCCACCGAGCAACGGGUUUUGCUCCUUAUGGAGAUUACUGGAGGAACUUGAGAAGAAUUUCAGCCACUCAUCUGUUCAGUCCUAAAAGAAUUGCUUCCUUCGGACAGUUUAGGAGAAUGAUUGGGAUCGAAAUGGUUAAAGAAAUCAUGGGUUCCAUGGAGAAAAAUGGUGAGGUUGAGGUGAAAAGGGUUUUGCACUUCGGGUCUUUGAACAAUGUAAUGAUGAGUGUUUUUGGUAAAAGCUUUGACUUCAGUGAAAAUGGAGAUGGCUCUGAGCUAGAGGGUUUGGUGAGUGAAGGGUAUAAGUUGCUGGGGAUAUUCAACUGGAGUGACCAUUUUCCUGUCUUGGGAUGGCUGGAUUUGCAAGGAGUGAGAAAGAGGUGCAGAGAGUUGGUGGCUAGGGUGAAUGUUUUCGUGGAGAAGAUUAUAGCGGAGCAUAGGUUAAAGAGAACUGAGAAUGAAGGAGUUGUGGAUGAGAGCUCUGGUGAUUUUGUGGACGUCUUGCUUGAUUUGGAGAAAGAGAACAGGCUUAGUGACUCUGACAUGAUUGCAGUGCUAUGGGAAAUGAUCUUCAGGGGGACUGAUACAGUGGCAAUUCUCCUAGAGUGGAUUCUUGCAAGAAUGGUUUUACACGUAGAUAUUCAGGCGAAAGCUCAAUUAGAAAUCGACACUGUUGUUGGACCAACAAGAUCUGUAUCAGAUUCUGACCUGGCUAACCUUCCUUACCUCCAGGCCAUAGUGAAGGAAACUCUUAGAAUGCACCCACCUGGCCCACUUCUUUCCUGGGCCCGCCUAGCCAUCCACGACACUCACGUCGGUGACCACUUUGUCCCUGCCGGCACCACUGCUAUGGUGAACAUGUGGGCCAUAACUCACGACGAAAAGGUCUGGACGGAGCCAAAUGAGUUUAGGCCAGAGAGGUUCAUGGAAGAGGAUGUUGCGAUUAUGGGUUUCGACCUUAGGUUGGCACCAUUUGGUGCUGGGAGGAGGGUUUGUCCUGGGAAGGCUAUGGGGCUAGCAACUGUUCAGCUCUGGUUAGCCCAGCUGCUUCAGAACUUCAAAUGGGUUGCUUCUAAGAAUGGUGUGGACUUGUCUGAAUGCUUGAAGCUCUCCUUGGAGAUGAAACGCCCCUUGGUUUGCAAAACUAUUCCUAGGGUUUGUUGAAAGUUUGGUAUGCUGGUUUGAUCUCUUCCAUGAUUUUGAAACAUGUUAUUUAAUGAGGAGAUCAUAUAUAUGCUAUGAAUAAUGUUACAUGGACUUAAACACUAUACUUAAAAAUUAGACUU
This is a messenger RNA of Ilex paraguariensis (yerba mate), 1892 nucleotides long. Lineage: Eukaryota; Viridiplantae; Streptophyta; Magnoliopsida; Aquifoliales; Aquifoliaceae. The record is from the annotation of a GenBank genome assembly.